UUUGUUUUGUUUUUUUUUUGCCGUUUCAGUGGAAAUACUUAUUUUUCACGCGUUUUUAGGUUCCGUUCCGAAGGCAGAACGAGGACAUAUUUUCUACUUUUUUUUUUAGGAUUUAAAAUAAAAAAUAUAUAAUUUAUAUAUAUAAAAUUAUUAUUUUUCAAAGUUGGGUUUGUGUGUGAGUUUUGUCCCGUUGCCAUGGAGAACGCGGGCCGUCACUCAGCGGCGCGCGACGUUCCAAACCCGUUUGUGCACGAGCUGCAACUCAGCGGCGCUCAGAGGAUCAAGGGGAUCAUCCUCGGCAGCAUCCUCACCCCGAUCCGCAUCAUCCUGGCGAUCCUUGCUUUUAUCAUCAUGUGGUUUUUUGCCCUGCUGCGAGUAGUCGGCCUGUCUGAGGAGGAGCUUUCUCGACCCAUCACGGGCUGGCGGCAGUGGGUGUUCCACCCCAUCGUCCUCCUGCUGAGCCGAGCUGUCUUCUUCUUCGCAGGAUUCCUGUGGGUGAAGGUGAAAGGACGCAGGGCGAACUUAAAAGAGGCCCCCGUGCUGGUUGUGGCCCCUCACAGCAGCUUUCUGGAUAUGCUGGUUCUCUGUCCAACCCAGCUGGCAAUGGUGAUGUCGCGAUCGGAGAAUGCCAGCCUGCCCGUCAUUGGAGCUCUGUUGAAGUUCAACCAGUCGUUGGUGGUGAGCAGGCAGGACCCCGAGUCCAGGAAGAAGGCGGUGACGCAGCUCAAGGAGAGGUUGUCUUCCAACGGCUACUGGCCUCAGAUGCUGAUAUUUCCUGAAGGAACCACGACAAACGGCAAAGCUCUCCUCAAAUUCAAGCAUGGCGUGUUCCUCGCCGGAGUUCCAGUCCAACCUGUUCUGCUGCACUACCCCAACCAGCUGGACACCGUCCGCUGGACUUACAAAGGAACAUCCUGGUUGGAGGUUGUUUGGCACACCACGUCACAGCUCUACACCAACAUGACCGUUGAGUUUUUACCAGUUUACGAGCCUUCAGACGAAGAGAAGAACAACCCCGGUCUGUACGCAGACAAUGUGCAGAAAGUCAUGGCCAAUGCGCUUGGAAUUCCAGCAACAGACUAUGUGAUGGAGGGCGACGUUCCUGUCAGGAAGCUGGGCGGUCUGUCCAUCCCGCUGGAGCUGCCAGCCAGAGAAACCCUCACAUUGCUCCACAGAGACGGUCUGGGAGCGUCUGACGUUGCAGCAGCCCUUGACAAAAUGACUGACAGGUGUCAGUUAGAAGGUCAGAGUUCAAAGGUUGAAGUGGAGGAACUUGCUGCAGUUCUUGGACUCUCAGAGAUGCAGACAGCCAACACGAUCUUUGGUCUUUACUCCAAGAGUCAAACUGUGGACCUCAGACAGGUUUGCCUUAGUGUUGCUGCUCUCUCAGAAUGCAUCAGCGUCAAGUCGCUCCUUCACACCGCCUUCACCCUGUUCGACAGCGAGCGCAGAGGCAGUCUGACUGUAGCAGAGCUGUCGGACCUCAUUGGGGCGCUGUUGGGUGUUCCUCAGCGCCACACGGAUGAGCUUUAUACCGCAGCCUCCAUAGAUGGCCGGCUGAUUGAAGACAACCUACUGCGAGUGCUGACGAGCCACCCGACAUACCAGCGAGUGGUCAGUGAGUACCUGCAGCUAGAGGCGGCGCCACUUAGUCCUCUGACCAAUGGGAAAGCAGCGGAAAAUGGCAGCGGGUCCCUCCCACCCAACAAGAAGUUUGAGUAAAGAUUUUUAUCAUCAGACAUUUUCUGUAUUUCUAGACUCUCAGGAUGGAUUCAACCGGAAUAUCGGAGCAAGGAUUUCAGUCUGAACAGUUCCGUGCCGAGCGUCCAUCACGCUGACAGCAUUAAAAAAAAAAAAAAAAAAAAAAAGAGAGGAUUUUAACUUCAGAUGUUAAAGUGAUCUUUGAUUGUGAGUCUUUUUAA
Messenger RNA from Thalassophryne amazonica, 1922 nucleotides. It is a transcript of the gene lpcat4, whose product is annotated as lysophosphatidylcholine acyltransferase 4. NCBI's taxonomy places the organism in Eukaryota, Metazoa, Chordata, Actinopteri, Batrachoidiformes, Batrachoididae. The record is from RefSeq and is a predicted model, not a curated record. Gene Ontology annotation, cellular component: endoplasmic reticulum. Gene Ontology annotation, biological process: phosphatidylcholine acyl-chain remodeling. Gene Ontology annotation, molecular function: 1-acylglycerophosphocholine O-acyltransferase activity. The coding region runs from base 196 to 1722 and encodes 508 amino acids. The transcript is spliced from 13 exons.